Hemibagrus wyckioides is the source of this 821-nucleotide messenger RNA. RefSeq names its product Fc receptor, IgE, high affinity I, gamma polypeptide like (gene fcer1gl). NCBI's taxonomy places the organism in Eukaryota, Metazoa, Chordata, Actinopteri, Siluriformes, Bagridae. The record is from RefSeq and is a predicted model, not a curated record. Gene Ontology annotation, biological process: cell surface receptor signaling pathway. The transcript is spliced from 5 exons. The coding region runs from base 138 to 395 and encodes 85 amino acids. Gene Ontology annotation, molecular function: IgE receptor activity. Gene Ontology annotation, cellular component: Fc-epsilon receptor I complex; membrane.
GCUUUCACACACUCUUGCAGACUUAACACACACACACACACACACACAAACACACACACCGUCCAUUUCAUCGACCGUCGCUACAGCUUCAGCGUCAGCUUCGGCUCUGUCCUCUUCACCUCUACUCAGUCGCCAGAAUGUACGGAUCAGUGAUAUUGAUACUCCUGCUCCUAAAUUUUGGAGUUGCCGAGGCCGGGCCUGAGUUAUGUUAUAUCCUUGAUGGGAUUUUAAUUCUCUAUGGCAUCGUGCUGACGAUCCUCUACUGCAGACUGAGGAUGCGUUCAGGAAAUAAUGCGACAAAUGAAGAGAAACCAGAUGGAAUCUACCAGGGUUUGAAGCACCAAAAUCAGGACACCUAUGAGACGCUCCAUGUGAAGAAGAAAGCUUUGGCAUAAAUUCAUCCAAAUUGUAACCUGUUUUAUGAUUCACAACACCUCCGUCUGUCUAACAGGCAUUUCCAGACAUGUAGAUCUGUUUUAUAUAUAUUUUCUUUUUCCAUUUGGUUAUACCUCUUGCUUUUCACCAUUUGUUUGCAUUUCUGCUAUUCAUUUUUACGUUAUAUAACUUACUAAGGGCUUAAUGUAAAUGCCUUGAUGGCUUAAUUAGAUAGAAGCGGAUCACUAUGUAAUUAUGAUCUAGCAGACCUAAUUAUCUAAUUAUGUCAAUUAUGAUAAAAAUGGCAGUGCCAUUAAAUAUUAUUCAUUUGCUUGAAGACCAACAGUAUGUAGAGAAUGUACAGAAAGGCACUUUUGAAACGAGUUCAAAUUACUGAUAAGAAGAAAUAAAGUAUUACAAGGGGAAAAGUGUCUGUUCACUAUGUG